Sinocyclocheilus grahami is the source of this 2343-nucleotide messenger RNA. RefSeq names its product immunoglobulin-like domain containing receptor 2 (gene ildr2b). The transcript is spliced from 9 exons. Gene Ontology annotation, biological process: pancreas development. The record is from RefSeq and is a predicted model, not a curated record. The coding region runs from base 85 to 1860 and encodes 591 amino acids. Gene Ontology annotation, cellular component: membrane. NCBI's taxonomy places the organism in Eukaryota, Metazoa, Chordata, Actinopteri, Cypriniformes, Cyprinidae.
GCAGACAGAGAUGAAUUUAAGCGAAUAACAGUCCGGGAGAAGAUGGACUACAUACCUGUAAACUAAACCGCACUAAACUGGAUCAUGGUUUUGUUACACGGAUUCUGGAUUCUAUUCAUGCUAUUUUCACUGCAAAAUUGUAAUGGUGUACAGGUGAUUGUGAAAGAUGAAAAGAAGUUUGCUAUGCUGUUCUCCUCCAUCGUUCUUCCGUGUCAUUACACCACCCACUCCUCUCAAACCGCCGUGGUGCAGUGGUGGUACAAGUCCUACUGUACAGACCGUACUCGCGAUUCCUUCACAUUUCCUGAGUCCCUGGGAGUCCAUGUAUCUGAUCUGGGAGCCACGUCUCAUCUGGAUUGCUCUGACAACAGCCGCACUGUUCGCAUAGUGGCCUCAGCACAAGGAUCGUCCAUGACCUUAGCAGAGAACUACAAAGGAAGAGACAUUUCCAUCAUUAACAAAGCAGAUCUGCGCAUUGGACAGCUGCAGUGGGGCGACAGCGGUGUGUAUUUCUGUAAGGUGAUCAUUUCUGAUGACCUGGAAGGGAAAAAUGAAGGCCAGGUGGAGCUACUGGUGCAGGGUAGGACAGGUGUGCUGGAUGACAUCCUGCCUGAGUUUGAUUUGGAGAUUAUGCCAGAGUGGGUAUUUGUGGGAGUUGUCGUCCUUGGUAGUGUGCUCUUCCUGUUGUUGGUUGGGAUCUGCUGGUGCCAGUGUUGCCCUCACUCCUGUUGUUGUUAUGUAAGCUGCUGCUGCUGUCCUGAUACAUGUUGCUGUCCAAAACACUUAUAUGAAGCAGGGAAGAUGGCAAAGAGCGGCCAACCUCCUCAGAUUGCCAUGUAUCAACCUUACUACGUUCCUGGUCUUCCUGUGCUUCCUGUGGUCCCUCCAGCCGCACCAUCCAUCAUUGAACCCAAGUUGACUGUAGUGGCUCCUUCAGUAGAAAACAAUAUAGCUGGAGCAGCUGGCAGCCUAUCAGAACUGAGCUCUCUGCAUGACGGUGACGUAGACUUCAGGCAGACCUAUCGACAGGUCCUGAGGAAGGCACUACCACCCAUCAGUGACCACAUGGAUGAGCCGCAUAUUCGAACAGCAUCGAUCGGCCAUAGGCUUCGCCCCUCACAUUAUCAAAGCAAUCACUCUCUGGAUGAGCAUGACAACAGAUGGAACUGUCGUUCUGAGCACCUGCCCCGCAAAGCCUUUGACGCUAGGGGGCGCACAGGGUCACUAGAUGAGCUGGAAGAGUUUGCUAUGUCAUACGGCCCACACGGUCAUCGGAGAGGUGACUUUCGUGGACCUCAGCGAGACUUUGAAAUGGGUCCAAGGUCGCGAGACCAUCCCACAUCUUACCGAGAUGGGCCACGGUAUUCUCGAGGUGAUGAUGACAAUGACGGCUGGCGCCGUCGAGGCUCACCACCUUCCCCGCCAAAAAGGUGCAACACUGCCGACAGCGAGCGUUACCUCGCUCGACAGAGGUCUUAUGACGAUACCUACCUGAACACUCUGCUGGAGCGCAAGGCUAGGGGCCACGGAGAGCGAGGGGGGAGGGUUGAUGAUGACAGUGACACACCUUCAAAAGGCAGUUCCAAGAAGAGCAGUGACUGUUACAACAGCAGGUCACCUAGCCACCGCCCCGAGGAGGAGGAUCCUUUACCUCCGUACUCUGAGAGGGAGGCGGAGAGGUUUAGAACUGAAGAGCAUAUAGGGAGGGAACGGUACAGGACUGCUGAUCCUGCCAUGCGGCCUUUUUCAUACACACGUCCAGCCCAUGGACUGUCCCAUACAUUACAGGAGCGCAGGGAGGACAGGGACAAAUCAAGGAAACUGACCACUCAUCUAAGCAGAGACUCACUAAUUGUGUGACGUCGUCAGACUGAGCUGACAUCAUACUAAUAACAUCACCAUCCAGCUGAAGAGAAAUGCCCCAGACACUAAGUAUCAAUCUGUCAGAAAGACACAUUUUAUGCAGGAUCACACAGACAUGAAGAGCUUGGGAACUUUUGCUGGUCAAGGGCAGGAACGUAGUGUGUGUGUGUUUGUUUUUAUUUUCUGUAUUGAUAAUAAUGUCAAAAAAACUAUUUUCGUAAUUAGUCCUCAGACUACCGCUGCACUAAAAAUAUCUUAGAAAGGACUUUAAAUUGUUCAAAUGACAUUCGAGUGCUUUAAACAUUCCUUGGUAUUUUGUAUAUCUUUAGUACUGUAAUGGGACGCUGUCUCUGAUAUUUCAAUAUUGCCAUUGCCUUUGUUUGCACUGUACUGUACAUUUGUGUCAGUGUUAAUCAGUUGGCUCUCGAGGGAAGCAUGAAUGAUUGUGCUUUUGAUAAUGUGCCAUUUAUUUGUAUUUCA